Molecule: messenger RNA, 3776 nt
Organism: Episyrphus balteatus (marmalade hoverfly)
Lineage: Eukaryota; Metazoa; Arthropoda; Insecta; Diptera; Syrphidae
Exons: 1
Coding region: 1117-3663 (848 amino acids)
Source: RefSeq, a predicted model, not a curated record
ACAAAACUAUUAAACCUCUUCUUAUCAGAAAAAUUACUUUGAUAGAAAUGCACAUUUCCGUCAAUAUAAUCAUAAUAGGUAUACUUUCAUUGAAAAGUAUGAACAAAAUAUACAUCGAACUAUUAAAGAAGAAAAGUUCCGAAAAAAAGAAAAACAAUCAAACCAAAUGCAACAAGCUUCAUCAAACCUCUUUAAAAUAUUGAAGGUUUUUUUCUGUUUUCUUUCUUUCUUGGCUUUCUUCAUUCAUCAAUCAUAUUUUUAUUUCGUGAUUUUCUAAGUCUGACUUUUUUUUUUCUUCCACCAUCCUAUAAUUUCCCCUGCAUGUUUAGGUAUUUUCUUUUCUUUCUCUCGCCUCUCUUUUUUUUCUAACUAAGCUCUUGUACUGCUACCAGCCUUAGCCUAUGGCAUAGGCUUUGUCGAAACGAUGAUAAGCACCUCAUCCAUCCAUCCAACCAACCAACGGAUACCCGCAUCGAGUGGAACAUACGCGUGCACCACCACAAAGUGUCUCUUUUUUACUUUGGUUUCUGUCCACAAGCUGAAACCAACUCGAUUCAGUUUAACGAAAGACUUCAACAGCGUCGGUCUUAUAUGAAGCAAACAUUUUUAACACCACUCGAACGUCUUGAAAUAAAAAUCGUCACACUUGUUACUUUUAUUUUCCGACUUUUGAUCAAGUUGAGCUUGAAAUUAUACUUACCGACCAUCAUGGUUGAAGCUUCUUCUUCUUGUAUUUUUUGUAUGCGCGAGUGAACUUGAGUGUAACUUUAUGCAUCUAAAUCGAUGCAGAAUUAAUUGAUUGAUUUAAUAGUGAAGAAAAGAUACAAAAGGAAAAUGUAAAUUAAGUCUUGCAUAUCGACAAACUUCUUUAACGUAGAUAGAUAGCUCUAUUCCAACCCAGUUUCGUGUCUUCCCGGUGUUUAGAGACUCGAGAAUAGUAUGACGCGCGAUAACGUCAAGUAACUUGAUACCUUUUAUAUGCUUCUUCUCAGUGAAUAAACAGGGUAUCGGUACCUUUUCGACAGAUUCACACAAUCUCCCUAAACUUGUUUAUCUAAGUCUUUAUGUUACAUCUUGAAAAAAUUCUAACAAAAAAAAAAAAAACUAUAAAUAAAAAUGGAGUUGGGAAAAUCACGUAAAACCUCUCACUCAUCGCCAGCAUCAACACCUCCUACAUCAUCAUCAACAACAAAAGGUGUUCAAAAGUUCUACACAAAAAUUCGUCAUAAAAUCGAAGAUCUUCCGCCAAAAAUCACAGCCAAGUUGCAUAAGAAUUCUUCCAAACAACCAUCUUCCGGAUUGACAUCUUCAUCACCAAAUGGAAAAUUUACACCUUUGACAAAUAAUGUUCAAUCCAAGUCCAAAUCGGUGUCGAAAUCGUCAAAAUUCGUCACAAAAUCUGUUCAAACUUCACCAAUCAAAGAGAAUCGAAAAAAGGAUAUGGUAAAAAGUUCUCCUCCCAAGCCUUCAACAGCUGUUAAAGAAGAUUCAAUUUAUGAAGAUAUUCAAGUUGUUUCGUCAAAUCCAAAUGGCUCUACAAGUAUUGUCUAUGUUGACAGUGACGAAGAAUGUCGACUUAGUUUAAACGAUUCGAAAAUUUCUCUUGAAGACGAAAUAUUUGAAGAAUUGGAAAAAGUCGCUCAUGACGAAGCCAAGUUGAAUGCGGUUUUGAAAAAUUUCGACAAAAUUUUAACCGACUUUACUCAAACUAAACAACCGAAGAGUAUGGAUUAUUCCAAAUCGACGUCCUUGAAUCAAUCACUUCCUGCGGUCAGUUCUUCAAAAACAACACCUGUGAGUAUUCUUCCUGCGCCGAAGAAGCUUCAGAAAUCAAAGACUUGCAGUAUUAUCGAGUCUCGUUGUAUUUUGAAGAAAUCUAUCUCCGAUCCUCGAGAUGAUCUUGGCAAACUUGCAAUCGGUUUGGGAAAGCCCAGUAAUUUCAAUACAACCAAGAGUCUAUGGAAUCUCAAAGAUUUCGAAGAAUUCGCCAAAUCUGGAAAGAAAUUGGAGAAGAUCGAAAACUGUAAGCUUCCUGUUUACACGGGUCUUAACAAAUCUGUCGGAAGUGCAAUUCCACCAGCCAAAGUCACACCGACUUCUGCUUCUGUGGGAAAGAUCACACCUGGUCGAUCAAAAAGUGUUUGGGAUAUGUCAGGUUCGACACAGUCUAUUGCAGCUGGUGGUCGAAGUAAAAUUCCAAUAAUGAAAUCUUCAUCGAUCUUGUCUCUGAGCAGUCGAAGUAAUAGUUUUUGUGAUGUUAAUCAACAAAAGUCAAGAUCACCACCAAGUGUGAGUAAAAUGGUCAAAAGUAUCAACGAUAAGUCACCAAUUCCGUCAAAAAUGUUCAACAGUGCUACAUCGUCUACACCGAAGAUUUCAAAUUUGGUCAAACGUAGGAAUCUUUCGUCGGCAGUUUCAACUCCACAUUCACUCAAUCGAAUUGGUGGUGGUGGAUCAACUACACCAAAAGUUAGUUCUGCUUCUAGAUCGACUAUUAAACCAGCAAGUAGUGAAGUUUCUUUGAAGAAGUCGAUUACUUCAUCGAAAAUUUCGACAGCACCCUUAAGGAAACAGCAAAGUAGUGAUGUGUUGUUGGACAAGUGUCUUGAGAAAGGUCAUGAAAUUUUGAGAAAAGUCGAAGCUAUUGGAACGACGAAGAUCGAUCGAAAAAAUCGAUCUACAAUUGGAACUGUUUCAAAGUCAAAAACUCCUUCGACUUCGCCAGCAGGAAGUAUUUCGAAAAAAUCAUCAAUUUCACCACGAAGUUAUGCAAGAAUCAAAGAGCAAAGUAGUGCAAAAGUUUUAUCGAAGGAGAAAAAGACUGUCGUUGGAAAAAUGUCUCCAAAUAACACAAAAGAACUCGUCAAGAAACAAUCAUCUCCAAGUCAAGACACUGUCGAUGGUACAAUAGCCCCUCAACCAAUCAUCACACCACCACCACCUACCCAACUACUUUAUGCCAAGGAAGAAUCUAUUAAAUUCCCUCGUUUGGAAUCAUGUAAAAUUAUUCCCCCGAUCUUGGGUAAAACAUCUGAAGAACAUGCUGAACUUCUUGUCAAUGUCAAGACCAAACAGCCCACAAUCGAACCCCCAACCGCAACAACAAUUCUAAUCGAUAAAUUAUGCAACAGCAACAACGAUAUUAUGCAACAACUCGAGGACAAUCCACUUCCUGACAAAGAUUUAUAUCCAGAUUCUGAUCAUGACUCGGAUGAUUCUGGACACAUAUCGAAUGAAAAUGAUGAACUACUCACAAUCACUAGCGGUGAUUGUGGAAGCAGUAGUCGCAGCAGUGAUAGCUGUAAGGAAUCAAGUCCUCCUCCACCAUCACAACCGACUCCUACUAAUAAUCUGGCAGGAAUAAUAACACAGCAACAGCAACGUGUUGUGGUGGCAGCAUCGACAAAGAUCAGUGAACUUUUGGAGAAAUUUGAACAAACUAACAACAGUAACAGUAACCACCACCUUCAACGACAGCAGAUGCUUCAUCAUCAUCACCAGCAACAGCAACAGCAGCAGCAUCAUCAACAACCUCAUCAGUUAUCGUCAAAAAAAAUUUGCAAAGCAAUGAAAAUUGCUGAAGUAGAACCAGUUAAAUGCAUCCAGACACAUAUUGAAAUUUUUCCAACUUACAGUAAAGAGGUAAUUUUACGGUUAAUGUAGACAAAAAUAUGGAAAAGAAAAAAUUUGGUUGUUGUUAAUUUUAAUUAGUUUUAAGUUUAAUUAUUUUGGAGCUUAGAUAGAUACGAAAUAUUUAAGAAUCUGGUAAUACAAAG